GCGGGCUUGGGGCCGGGCGUGGGCGGGGCGUGUCCAUGGUAACGGGGAGCGCGCGGAGCGCCGCUCUCCCUCUCUCCCUGCGGCGCGGCGGCCAUGAUGCUACUGGCGCGCGGCCUGGACGCCAGGGACAAUCAGACAAGACAAAUACAAGAUGCUGUUUCAAAUGUGGAAAAGCAUUUUGGUGAAUUGUGCCAAAUAUUUGCUGGAUACGUACGUAAAACUGCCAGACUACGAGACAAAGCAGAUCUUCUAGUAAAUGAAAUAUAUGCAUAUGCAGCCACAGAGACACCAAACUUAAAAGUUGGACUGAAAAACUUUGCAGAUGAAUUUUCCAGACUUCAGGAUUAUCGCCAGGCAGAGGUUGACAGGCUUGAAGCUAAGGUUGUUGAACCUCUGAAAACUUACGGGACCAUAGUGAAACUUAAAAGGGAUGAUCUUAAAGCAACUUUAACAGCAAAGAACCGAGAAGCCAAGCAAUUAUCUCAACUGGAAAAGACACGCCAGCGGAAUCCAUCAGAUCGACACAUUAUUGCUGAAAGUGAACUGCAGAGAGCUUCGCUGGAUGCAACUCGAACAACUCGGCAAUUAGAGGAAACCAUUGAUAAUUUUGAGAAACAGAAAAUAAAGGACAUAAAGGUUUUUCGGAGCUCACUUUAUUCACCAGACUAUCAAUCUCGCUUAGACAUAGUUCGUGCAAAUUCAAAGUCCCCCCUGCAAAGAACUGGCUCCUUAAAAUCUUCAUUGAGGACAUUACAGCAGAUUUCCAGCAGUAUGCAAAGAAAAGACAACGAAGAAGAGGAGGAGGAGGAAGAUGAAGAUGAAGAUGAGGAAGAGGAAGAAGAGGAGGAGGAGGAGGAGGGAUUGCAUGCUACUAAAGAAGUGAGAUAAGAAAACUGUUUCAAGAGUGGUCUUUUCUUUUGUUUGGGGGGAAAAAAAUAUUUCCCUGUAAGUAAAGGCUUUUGUGUGUUAAUCAAAAACUUCUCUGAGGCUGUAUUUGUAAAAUUCCAACAGGAGCAAGAAAUGGCACUAGUAGCAGAGUGCCAGACAAAACCCAACAAAUUUCAAAUAAUGGGACAAAAAUCUACUGAAAAUGGACAAUUUCAGUAGCUAGAAAAUUAACUAUUUAUAGACUCCUGUAUGAUAUUUGCAUAGAUGUUAUACUGUGGUCACAUUUGCUUCAACUUACAUGGUAAAGCAUCCAAAAACUGCACUAGGCUUACAAGCAGUUAUGAAUGUAAGGGUUUGCUUGUUACUUUGCCAAUGUAUUACCUUAUUCUCUAGCUACACACCUCUUGGAUUUAGUUAGGUCCUCUAGCUCUACCUCUCAGAAUUAGUUUUAUACAUCCUGAAGUAACUGUAGUACUCAAGAAACUGAUUACAGCAACAAUCCUGUUACAUUUUGUUAUGACUUUGGAUGGCAGAAGGUGGGGUGAGGAGUACUGUCUUCUCAUUCUUGUUUUCCCCAGGCUUGACUAAGAUGACUUUUAAUUCCCUUACACAUACAGAAUGUACACUCAGAAAUAAGGACCUAGCUCAGUUUUUAUUUUUAAUGCUGCUUUGCUUUUAAAUAAAAGUGCCUUCAUAAUAAAACUUUUUUUUAUAUUAGUUGACAUGCUAUAUAGUUAAAAUCUCUUGUGUUUAAUCACUUAAUUGUUACUAAUUCCAUCAAACAUACAAGAAAUUACACAUUUUGAGUAUAAUUUCUUAUCCUGUUUGGAGAUGUUGGUUGUGCUACUCAAAAACAAACGUGCAUAAUUUGCUGCCAGAAAUCUUCUACCAUAUUGUUUAUCUUCAGCUUUAAUACCUGCUAAAGAAGGAACGCAUGUACAACUCUAAAUUUAAACUUUGUAACUGGGAAAGCAAUCUUAAGUUAUAACCAAAUAUUUUUUCAGGUACAAAAAUAAACCAGGAAAUACAUUCGUAAUAUCAAUGCUGCCUUUGUCUACUGAUGCAAAGUAUGCAAUGCACACUUGUUUUAACAGGUGGAAAAAUGGGUUUGCCCCAAAAAUUGUUAUCAAAAUGUGAGUGAAAAUGUCACAAUAUAGGCUUCUGUUUUAAACCCAGAAUGACGUACAUCUGACAUUGGACUACUGCUGACAAGGAGUAGAACACUAUUUCAGUGACUAGGAGGACAUUCAGUAAAUCUCUGUAUUGCAUCAUCAGAGUUACGAUGAUCGGCACUUUAGCAUCUCAGUGAAGUCACAUAGUCCAUCUCCAAAACAGAUCAUUAACUUCAUAACUAUACCAGGUUUUCAUAUAAUAUACAUAUAUGCAAAUAACAAUUUCUGUA
This is a messenger RNA of Cuculus canorus (common cuckoo), 2290 nucleotides long. RefSeq names its product CBY1 interacting BAR domain containing 1 (gene CIBAR1). Bases 94 to 888 code for a protein of 264 amino acids. The transcript is spliced from 7 exons. NCBI's taxonomy places the organism in Eukaryota, Metazoa, Chordata, Aves, Cuculiformes, Cuculidae. The record is from RefSeq and is a predicted model, not a curated record. Gene Ontology annotation, biological process: cilium assembly. Gene Ontology annotation, cellular component: ciliary basal body; ciliary transition zone.